Messenger RNA from Prunus armeniaca (apricot), 1095 nucleotides. The record is from the annotation of a GenBank genome assembly. NCBI's taxonomy places the organism in Eukaryota, Viridiplantae, Streptophyta, Magnoliopsida, Rosales, Rosaceae.
AUGGCAACAAACCUAAUUCUAUCAUUGCUACAUAGCCCUCUUGAUAGGUACUAUUCCUUGGGGCACGCUGUUGUAGAAUCAUACCAUGUCAUUCUACUAAUGAUUUUAGUAGCCAUCAACAUAUACCUGCUCAUCAGAAACUUUCAUGCUAAUCAAAGGGCUGAUCAAUCGUUAACCCUCUUGGACAUCGAAUUCGGGGCACCAACAACGACAAAUCUACGGCGAACACGAAGACCAUCACGGCUAAUCUCUUACGGUGUACCUUUCAUGCAUCGAGUGGGCAAAAGAAUAGGAAUUUGCAGUGAUGAGUGUGUUAUUUGCAUGGAGGAUUUUAAGGAAGGAGAAUAUUGCAGAUUUCUUAGCAAUUGUAGGCAUGCAUUUCACCAAAAAUGCAUAGAUGAUUGGCUUGCUACGGCCAGCAAUUGUCCGGUUUGUCGAGAUUGUGUUUGGGUUGUGCAAGGAGAUCAAAAUCAGGACUUAGGCUUUCCUCAAGUAUAUAUUAAUUGUAAUCCUUGUACAAACAACCACACUGGCUUACUCUCACCUCAUACACGCAGUCCGCCAGCCAUGGUAUCGGCAGCUCCUCCGCCUCUUCCUCUUUCGCUACCGCCUUCACCGCCACCAGAGCUUGGUUAUGUACGCACCGUGGUGCUGAUGCUAUUAUGCAUUCUAAUAGUAGCCGCCAUCAUUUAUGGGACCCUCAGGGAAAAUGCUGCUGAUCAAAGAGCCCAUCCAACGCACGACAUUGAAUCUGGGGAACCAACAAUAACAACACCAUUAACCGCACCACCAAGAACGAGAAGAUCAGCCAGAAGACCGCCGCUGCGGCCACGGCUAAUCUGUUGUGGUAUACCUUUCAAGUAUCGAGUGGACAAGAGAGUUGGAUUUCAUAGUGACGAGUGUGUGAUUUGCAUGGAGGAGUUUGAGGAAGAAGAUAAGUGCAGGGUUCUUAAGUGUGAGCAUACGUUUCACAGAGGAUGCAUUGAGAAGUGGCUAUCUAGGGCUGCCAGUUGUCCGCUUUGUCGUGAUUCUGUUUAUGUCUUGCAAGGGGAUCAAUAUCCGCUUUACCCAUACUUGAAUAUGUAUAAUGUGUAG